CUCGACUCGACUCCCAUAAGUGCUCGGCUGUGACGGUUUUGUCAACGUAAUUUGCUUAAGAAGAGGACGCGCGCCAGUGGCUAUCACGCCUCGGACCGAUUUUGUCAUUUGGAUCACGUGCUCGCAUCGGAAGAAAGGUUGUCUCCACACCACUGUUGCCUGCUAGCUAGCUAGUGUCACAAGGCGGAGGAAAAGAUGGACAGGUAUCAGAAGAUCGAAAAGCCAGAUUCCAACCUUGGAGAAGGAACCUACGGGGUGGUGUACAAAGCACGAGAUCGCAAAACCGACGAGAUCGUUGCUUUGAAGCGCAUUCGCUUGGAAGUCGAAGAUGAAGGCAUCCCUUCCACUGCCCUCCGCGAAAUCAGUCUACUACGAGAGCUCAGCCAUGAAAAUGUCGUGGAACUCAAGGAUUGCGUCCAAGAAGAAGGAAAACUCUACCUUGUUUUCGAAUUCCUCGACAAAGAUCUGAAAAAGUACAUGGAGUCAUGCUCCGGACUUCUCGAUCCCAUGUUGGUCAAGUCCUACCUUUUCCAGUGUUGCCGUGGGCUCGCCUUUUGUCAUGCACGGGGUGUCAUGCAUAGAGACCUCAAACCUCAGAAUCUCCUUGUGACGCGUGACGGACGGCUCAAGCUAGCUGACUUUGGACUUGCCCGGGCCUUUUGCCCACCCAUACGACCGCUCACCCAUGAAGUAGUCACCCUGUGGUACAGACCUCCUGAGAUCCUUCUGGGGUGCCAAAGCUAUGCACCACCUGUAGAUGUUUGGGCGAUUGGAACCGUCUUUGUCGAAAUGGUCACCAAGCGACCACUUUUCCCCGGAGAUUCGGAAAUUGACCAGCUCUACAAAAUCUUCCGACAGCUGGGAACCCCCAACGAAGAUGUUUGGCAAGGUGUCACUCAACUGCAGGAUUGGAACACCGCAUUUCCUAUCUGGUACAAGAGUCCUUAUGCCAAGAGCGUAACUGACAAUUUGGAUGCGUCUGGGCUCGAUCUUUUGGAGAAGUUGCUUGCCUACAGUCCAAAGGAUCGCAUCUCCGCCAAAGAAUCCCUCAAUCAUCCCUACUUUGACGAGCUCGACAAGGAAAACAUUUAGAUCUGAAUGUGAGCGGUGCCAUCAUGCAGAAUGCACAUUCUUGUGGUCCAACAAUCUACCAUCAUGUCAGUUGAGCCUUUUUGCCGACAGAUCGCCAUGUUUGCUAUACCUCCUUUGCUUUUCAGGCCGCCCAUUGUUUAGAUGGGGGCAUCAUCUAAUGAAUGGUUGUCUACUUGUUUUUCAGCUAGUUCUUUUCACUACUAAUAUUCACUCAUUAUUCUCAAUUGAUUUUGUCCUCCCCACUAGUGGUAGCAACUAUCUAGCUAGCUUCACCACAUCGUCUUCGCAGGUACAUGUAGCAACAUCAAUCGCGAAGGCAGUUCAGUUAGUUCGACAAGGUAGCCAAAACUAUUAUGUGCGGUCUCGUGAUGCCGUGUCUAUACCGGUAUCUGAAGUUCCUUUCGAAAUAAGAUGCACUUCUCUCAUUCUAGCUAGCUACCGGUACUGUACCAGGUGCAUACAUACCGGUAGCUAAAAGCGACACCAUACUUCCGAACGUCAUGGAUGCCAUACGGUACGGCAGCACCCAACCUUUAUCCAUUUGCUAGUGACCCGCAGAGAAACGGGGUCAGGGCAAUGAGAGUGGGUAUCAACCAGAAGCACACGUUGUAACUGCACUCUGAAGUGUGCACAAGGCAGCUGUCCAGAGCUAUAGGGCUGGCCGCUCUCGGCAGUUCAGCCCGCUGCGUCGCUUGCUUUCCGUGCAAGGAAUAUACGGUAUGAUCCUUGCUAGGCUAGUACUUGACAAUCAAACAAUCAAUACCGUCCUGGAGUCGCCGCAAGGAGUAUCUACCGAGUAGUGGUUAGAAUGGAGUACGGUACAUGCCAGUGUGAGACACCCCACAAGCUGCAACUGGCUAGCUAGGCUAGUACCAUAGAACAAGCCGCCUCGGUUACUCCUUUGCAUGGCCCAGGUCCACCUCUGACCAUCGCAGCCCAACGAACACCACUGCGGAGGUCUUUUGCCCCCCCCCCCCUUUGGUACGGGUAAUGGCAUGCUACAGCUACA
Seminavis robusta is the source of this 2101-nucleotide messenger RNA. Lineage: Eukaryota; Bacillariophyta; Bacillariophyceae; Naviculales; Naviculaceae. The record is from the annotation of a GenBank genome assembly.